Rhizophagus irregularis DAOM 181602=DAOM 197198 is the source of this 825-nucleotide messenger RNA. RefSeq lists its product as uncharacterized. The record is from RefSeq and is a predicted model, not a curated record. Lineage: Eukaryota; Fungi; Glomeromycota; Glomeromycetes; Glomerales; Glomeraceae.
AUGGAAGAUAAACGAAAUAUACAAAUAGCUGAAAAUAAGUUUCCACUUAUUGAAGGCACAGAACAACAAAAUUUUUUACGAACCACAUAUAUAAAUUACUUAAAUUUUAGUGAAGGUCUUGCCGCUCAGUUUUUUACCGGAAGAAAUAUAGAAGUUCAAUGUAAUAUACUACGAAAUAAUUUCAGUUUAACAGACGAAGACAUAAAUAGUUGGAGAUCAAGGGCCUCUCGUUAUCAAAUGACUCCAGAAAGUUUUGCUUUUUUUUUACACACUGCUAUAUAUUCUGCCGUAGAGAGUUAUGCCGCAGUAAAGCGUUUAACAGCUGAUAGAAGAAAUAUGUUGGCAACAUCAAUAGCAGAACAUGUGACUUCUAUGGAUUUGAAACAGCAAAAAAUAGAAAAAGAGAUCCAAAAAGCAAAAAAGCAUUAUUCAGAGCGAUCUCCUAAAAAGGAAAAAUCUAAGACGGGAAUAAAGCACAGGUCUAAAAAAGAUAAGAAAAAAAAGAAAAAAGCCCAACGCCAUGAUUCUGAUUCAGAUUUCACUUACCAAUAUGGGAAUCCAAUGAAGAUGAUCAAAUCUGGAAUUAAUCUUGAUAAUAGCCCAAAUGUUGAUCAAUCAUCAAAAAUGGAAAUCAUCACAGAUACACCAAAAAAGUUGAAUAAACAUUUAGUUCAACAAGCUAUUACAGGUCAUAUACCAACUAAUGAGGAUACAUUGCGAGUCAGAGACAUUUUAGUAUAUGAUAUUCUGGUAUCCUGGAUGCCAGAGGAAAUUCUAAAACAAUUAACUCUAUGGGGAAAAACUAUUAGUAUGCAAACGAAAUGA